UUGAUGUUUUACUUUUAGGUCUCAGUAAGAUGGAAAAAGAAACGAUGAAGCAUGAACGCUUUGUAUUGGUUGUUGUGCGGCAUUGUGUAUGUUAUCGGUGUACUUCAUUUUGGAACUAAAGUCAUGUCGUUUUGGUCUGCAGGUGGAGCAUCAUCUUCGUCAAGAUCGGUGAUGCCAUCUUUUCAGAUUAUGACAUCUUCAGCAAAUAACAAGUCGCCUUCGACGAUGACUGCAAGUUGUAGCAUCUUCAGGGGAUCAUCUCCACCUGCAAGUACAAAAAUGCUAGGAAGUAGAGGGAAAACCCCUACGGCCUUUCCUUCAACGAGUAGAAGCCAUUCCACACCGACUACAUUUUUUCCGGCAUCUUCUUCUUCGAGUCAGCGUCAAGAACACUUACCGCACUCGACACCUCCAGCUAGUAACAGUCCACCAGUAGGAGACCCAGGUCCCCUCCUCGAACGGAGAGUAACAGCACCAGGAGGACUAGGAGGUGGUUACUCACCCUUCUUGCACGAUGGAUUCGUGACACCGUUUGAGAUACCGACAAGGGCAGCAGGGUCUGCAAGUACUGGGUCAGACAUAGAGACGAGAGCAACAGCACAUAAGCAUCAGGUGCAAGAGGAACAGAAGCAGACGAGCAGUGCCAACACUCCUUUUCCACGGACGCAAACAGUGCCCGUCCUUGCUUUGCAAUCACCACCUCAAGCUGGUCGAAAUGCACUGCUUUCUUCGUCUUUUUUUUCUAGUGAAGGUGGUGUAAGAACUGCUCAGGCUAAAAGUAAAGGAGGUGCUGUAAGUUCUUUACCACAGAUACCAAAACGUAGGAGAGCUCUUGGGACAGCCUCCAGAGGAGUAGAAGCAGGUAUAAUCGAGGAAGACGGCUGCCAAGAAGAAGAAUCACAAGCUUUUCCUCAACAAAGUAGAGCUGCAGAACCCGUACAGCAGGCACUCGAUGAACAAGUUCCCUUGCCGAAUGAAGAUCAAGAAAACAGAAGUGCCAGCUCUAGUUCAGCUCACAGCACAGCCCGCGCUUUUGUGGAGAGCGUCUUACGGGAUUCCUACACGGGUUUCGGCUUCUUAUGGGCCGUGUGCUUUCAAUUCGUGGCUGCGCUUCUCGUUGCCAGUCUCGCAGAUGAGACGAAUGAGAAUCAGUCCCUGUCUGGAGACAAGAACCGUAGUGCGCAUACUGCAACAAUUUCAUACAGCGAGGUCAUUCGUAUGCUCGCUAUCCUGAUGUCUUCGCAUGCGUUCUCGGAAAAACGCAUGUCCACGAGGAAAAACGAGGGAAUCUUCAUUGGUGCACCAGCUUCUAAAGACCGAAGCAAUACGAAGAAAGACGAAAAUCUUGAUAUUGAAGAAGAGCACAGCAGCGCUUCGAGUGAAGAUCACCGAAGGAGCAGCCAGCUUCAAAGUUACGGCGAGUUUGGUAGAAGGCAUGGACGACCCUUGAUAUCCCUUGAUCAUCUAUCCAGAAUUUCAGCCUUUGAAGCUCUAGAAAGAUACUUACAUUUUCAAGGAGGACCCACGAUAGCGAAGUGUGCUUUGAUCAUUACGAUUCAUCGAAGGGUAGAAGCACUCCCUCUUGUAGCAGUAUUUCAAAUAUCUUUUAACUCGAUUGUGUUUUCAUCGAAUGAGUAGAAAUCUAGACGACGGAAAGUCGACAAGAAGCUACUACGACGAUAGAAGAAGAACCCGCGGCGGCCGGAAAUCCAGAUUGUCUUCAUCAAGUAGAAUGUUACACCAUCGGGAUCAUGAUGCUGAGCCAGCCAGUGAUAUUGAUUACGGCUACCGUCGGGUUGGCGCCUUCGCCGUUCAUGACAAGCAGCGAUUGAGAGCACAGAGGAGUUCGUUUUUUACCCGUUGUCUGAGCCUCGCCUAUACGUGUUGUGCAAAAAUGCUUGAAGGUUUGGCAGCCAAGUGCUCUGACAGUCUGAAGCACUUUCCUGGCAUUUCUCGCUUCCUGGAUAGCGCGUGGCUGAAUCAGUGUGCUGCAUUUCGAGUGUGUUUGCUGAUAUCGACAGCAUUGCUUGUUGGGCAAAUCUGCAUGUGGCGACAAGCGUCGUUUUUAGGGGUCGUGUAUUUGGUGAUCUCGUUUGCAUGGCUGCAUCAUGCGGCGUCACAACGGGUUGCAGCAGCCUCGACGAUGAAGAAGACUGAAGAUGAAGAAGCACUGCUAUACGACCACCAUGAAUUACAUACUGCACGAGGAGACCUUUACUACACGAAGUCACGAGGUGGAUACGUCGGAGGCCAGGUUGAACAAGAGCUCUUUGACCGAAGCAGACGCAAAACAAAACGAAGAAAAAGUGCUUCCGGCAGAUUCCUUUCCUGCAGUGAUACAGAUGUGAUGUUCUCGCGUUUUUCCAGACUGCCGACCGCAGAUAAAAGAAAUCAAGGCAAAAAUUCUGAUCAGGACAUUUCAAGCGAAUUAUCGGCACUUCAGCGUCAACAACUGGCACUGCAGUCCUCUUCGUCAUCUGGCACCACACCCUCUUCGUCACCCGGCGGACCGAUUGCCUGUGGUGCAGGGAUGACGGCGAGGACUGUGGAUCGACUCUGGUCGAUUCCUGAGGAUGAACACGUAGGUGGAGACACAGGAGAUAUGACCACUCUCACUGGAACACCGCCGUUUUUUG
Amoebophrya sp. A25 is the source of this 2636-nucleotide messenger RNA. The record is from the annotation of a GenBank genome assembly. NCBI's taxonomy places the organism in Eukaryota, Dinophyceae, Syndiniales, Amoebophryaceae.